Clunio marinus is the source of this 1893-nucleotide messenger RNA. NCBI's taxonomy places the organism in Eukaryota, Metazoa, Arthropoda, Insecta, Diptera, Chironomidae. The record is from the annotation of a GenBank genome assembly.
AUCCGAUUGAUUGCUAAUCAAAUAGGUACUCUGCAAGUUAAGAUACAUUACUUUUAUUCAUAGAAAUAAGAACCAAAGUUUCAAGUGAUCGUUUCAACAUGAAGUUGCUGCAGAUUAUUCUGCUUUUUGCAUUUGCCGCCCUAAAUGAUUCGACUCCAUUGGCCUCAUCAGAGUCAUCGUCGACAAAAUACAACCCAGAAUGCUCCAAAGGAGUCAGCUUCUGGUGUCAAAGUGUCAUUAAAACUUUAAUAAAAGUUCAGCCAAAAGAAACAACGAAACUUUUGACUUGCAACCAGUGCAAAGUCUUUGGAUACUUAAUGGAAAGAAAAUUCAAUGAAACGUCAAAAGAUGAUUUAUUGGAGAAUCUUUUGGGAGUUUGUGGUGAAAUUUUAUCUUUCUCGGACUGUUCCAAAGUUGUCAUGAUGAGAUUCAACAAAAUAUAUGAUGCGCUAGGGACAAUACUAAAGUCAAACAGUCUUUGUAACAAAUCAGAAAUCUGCAAGAGUGAUCAAAAUAAAUUAUUACCAAGCAACGUUCCAUCAAUCAUCUCCCCAUGUCAUUUCUGCUUGCAUUUCAUUAAAGAACUUGAUGAAAAGUAUAUUGUGAAUAAGACCGAAAUCGAAUUUAAAAGUAAUUUGGAGAACUUUUGUGACUUAAUUGAGCCUUAUUCUUCAAAAUGUGAAGAAUUUGCCGAUCAAUAUUACGAUGCCAUCUACAAAUAUUUGUCAUCCAAAUCGAACGUGACAGAAUUUUGUUAUUCAAUUAAAAUUUGUAAGCGGAAACACUUUAUCGAGCAUGAGGGAAUUUCUACUACAAUAAACAAGAAAUUCAUUUCGGAAGCUGAUUUUCUGAAGAAAUUUGACGAAUCUUCAUUAAUCAUUCACAAAAAUGGAUCAUGGUGCAAUACAUGCCAAAGUUUGUUACGUUCAAUUAUAGGAAAAUUGGAUGAAUAUUCAACAGAAGAUGAAAUGGUGAAGACUUUAAAAUAUGUUUGCAAACAACUUCCAUCAGUGAUUCAGAACGAAUGUGAAAACAUCGUUGACCUGUAUGCAGAUGCAAUAAUUUGGUUAUUAGAUCGAAGUCUUGAUCCAAACUUUAUUUGUCCGAAAAUCAAAUUGUGUCCACAUAUUCUUGAUUUGGAACAUCUUCAAUCAACUGCUAUUGAUGGCAAGCCAACUUGUUCCUUUUGUUUAUUUACAGUUCAAGAAAUUUACGAUUUUGUGAGUGGAAGAAAAGUUAAAGAAAACAUUGAAAAUGCCAUGACGAUGCUUUGCAAUCAUUUGUCUGGAAAACUUCUCAGUCAAUGUUUGGAAUUUUCAACAAACUUCUCAGAAAAGAUUGUUGAGAUGAUUAUGGCUGACAUUCCACCACAAGAAGCAUGCAUGGAAAUUAAGCUUUGUCAUAACCAAGUUGAACCAUAUGAAGAGACAACUGAAAUAAAAAUUUACAAUCCGAAUGAAAUUCAAACUGAAAAUCCAAUGACAGAACAUCCGCAAUGUGUUUUAUGUGAGUUCAUUAUGUCAGUUCUUCAAACAGAAUUAAAUGACAUUAAUGUUGAUAUUAAAAUAAAACAGAUUGUUCACAAUAUUUGUCAUAAAAUGCCCACAACUGUCACGAGUUAUUGUAGAAAUUUUAUUGAUUUCUAUUUCGAGAGGAUUAUUGAAUUACUCAAGAUAAUUAAACCAUCACAAAUAUGUUCAACAAUGAAACUUUGUUUACAUCAAGAUGAUUAAUGAUUUUCAUAAAUAAAUGUUUACUUCAUUUGAAAGUUAUACCAUCAAAAGUAAAUUUAAUAAGCUUUAUUUAGUUUAAAUUACGCUACACAAGAAAGCACAGAUUUGAAUAAAUAUAAUAAAAAUAUUAAGUACUUUUGACUCUUAGCAUUAAAUAAAG